This is a messenger RNA of Physcomitrium patens, 1710 nucleotides long. RefSeq lists its product as uncharacterized. The record is from RefSeq and is a predicted model, not a curated record. Gene Ontology annotation, cellular component: endoplasmic reticulum. Lineage: Eukaryota; Viridiplantae; Streptophyta; Bryopsida; Funariales; Funariaceae.
CUAGUUCUGCUUGCGCGGUCACUCUUCCUCCCCAGUGUUGCUGAAGCAAUGGCGAUGGCAGCUUGGAACAUCCGAAGUUGAGGGUUGUGUUUCUGGGCCAUGGGGAGUCUACUUUUCUGGCCGAGUGUUAGAGAUCCCUUGUUAAUUGGCUGGUUUCCAAAUUGUGCACAAAUUUCGUCUCUGAGCAGAGGUUCUGGAGCUUUUGCUGGAUUUGAAGGGAAGGCUUACUCGCCUGCGUCGCCUGUUUCAGCUGCAAGUGAACAAUCUUGGCAGGAUUUAAGGAUAAUCCAUGCAUUAUUUUUCGGUUCGCUAGGUAAUGGACCUGUUCAAGGUAGUAGGCUGCGGGGAGCGAGCUCAUUGGGAAAAGCUGCUGCAGCUUUGAGCUUGUCCAAGAAGGGGACUCGAGGAGGAAUUUCAGGAUGGAAUUGUGUAGCUGGUAACUAUACAGCUCGGUCCGAUCCGAGGUUCAGGAGUCUCAGUGAUUUGAAUGGUAUCAAGAGCUGGACAAGCGAUGAGACUCUAAGGCACAUAGGUCCAUCAAAUGUAUCUAGAAGAUGGUAUAUUCCUAAAUAUAGGGUUAGAUGUGCUGCACAAAGAGAAGAAGAUGGAGGGGGGCAACCGAGGAGCCAGUUAUGGGAAGUGGAUGUGGUGAAUCAUUAUAAGGUUUUAGGCUUGGAUCGCCACGCAACAGCCUCUGCUAUUAAGUCGGCCUUCAGGCAACUUGCACGUCAGUUCCAUCCAGAUGUAAACAAAGAUGUAGAUGCCAACGAAAAGUUCAAGGCCGUCCGUCUUGCGUAUGAGGUUUUAGCUGAUGAGACAAGUAGGAAACUUUACGAUCGUACUUUGCAAGAGCGAGCCAAUGCGUCACGAAGAAAUCAAGCUCACCAAAGACGAGAGAGAGACAUUUCGGCACAUUCAAGUCAUAACAGAUCUCAGUACAGAAGGGUUCCAUAUGAGAAUGUGGAAUGGAGUCAUUUCACAUAUGCCUACGAAAACGAUUAUCCUGACAUGAAAAGUUACUAUUAUACCUACCCUAACAGCACAUUUAUUAAUAACAAGAAAAAGCGAGUCAGAAAUUCAGAUCGUAGUAAAUCUCGUCAAGAGGAAAUUAGGCAACGAGGCUGGAGAGUCGAAUGGCAAAGCACGUCUAAGGAGGCAUUAUUAUUUAUGUGGGUGGUUACCGCUUUGUGGCAUACAUUUGGUGCUGGAAUCGCACUGGGUUUACUUGUGGGUUCAUCCGCUCUUCGGACAGAUUUUGCAGUAGGUUACAGACUUGCUUCAGGAGUGGCGUGGUUGGUGGGGGGAGUGCCAGGGCUCGCUCUUAUGGUGAUCAUCAUAGCAACUACGAGAAUCUUUGGACGAGCAUAUCAUGUUGAUGCUGCUAUUCUUGCCUUGGGACUCUUGGUAGGAGCUGGAAUUCUCAAGACUGUUCCUUUGCCACAUGGAGCGAUCCUUCUGCUAGUAUAUAAGUGCAUCCAAUUGCAGUCGCGUUCCUCCUAGUGAGUUUCUGCUUGCAACCCAGCUCAGAAACGAGUUUCCUGGGCAAUACGGUGAUUGUACCAUAAUAAUGACCAGGCUGGGUGAUAAUGUACAGUAUGUUGGUGCAAGACGCCAUGAUUCCACUGCCUUUCAUAUUUCUGUGUAUGUAGCGGAAAUUAUGGUUGUAAUUGUUAGAACGGAUCAAACUACGGUAUCAUGGGUUUUUGUUUU